CUUUUUCAGUCGAUUUGUUUUUACUCAUUUAUUUCUUUGAUCCUUAUCAUCGGGGGCGGGGGUUGACCCCUGGUGAGUAGCUCUCAGAGGCGCUCCCAAUGAGUGGUUCUCGGAGGGACUGCGGUGAGUGGCUGAGGUUCUGCUCUCGAAACCCAAUCAGAAUUGAUUCGCCUGUGGUCCAUUUCAGACGCGAUAACCUCAGACUGCCCCCUCCAGCGAUGAUCCAGCACUCAGGGAGCAGACAUUCCAGCCUGGCAGAUCUGCGACCCAGUCAGUGAUCCACUGGUGGAAACAGAUGCUAAGGGAGUUUGUGAGAGAUUGCCCAGUGUGUAACUUCGGAAGGGAAGAUUGUUCUGCUCAGACGGGUCUGCUUCACUGUAUGAGCCCAGACGCUGAAGUGUACCUCCCGCUGGUCAGUACGGAUUUACCAACAUCCUUCUCUAUUUGACAAGACAUAUGAGCGGCGUCUGUCUUUAACAGAUAGCAGGCUCCCGUGUGACAACCUAAUCUCCUAGCAACCGAAGAAGAUCAGAAGUCAAGAUGGCGGAGGUGCUCCAAAUGAAAACAAGCUUCCCUGGGAAGGUCAACCUUCCCGCUGGAGCAGAGGUCAAGGAUAAGGAUCAGGCCUUGCCCUACUCUGUGGAAACUCCCUACGGUUUCCACCUGGACCUGGACUUUGUGAAGUACGUGGACGAUAUCGAGAAGGGGAACACCAUCAAGAAGGUUCACAUCCACCGGAAACCGCGAGGAUGCAGCUACACAGGCUCUUGGUGGACGUCCACGGAAUCGCUGUGCUCCAACGCCAGCGCUGACAGCAGACGCUCCUCUGUCUCGUACUGUGGCCGGAGCACGUACCACCCGGCCUGCAGCUUCUCCGGGGGCUACUCCAGGCCACCACCGCUGAUGUCCGUCGGCUACAACGCCAGGGUUGAAAAGACCCUGCUGGAGACCAAGAGGCGGCUGGAGGAGGAGCCCCUGGGCUGCAGGGAGGGCCGGAGGCCCCGUUAUUCCAGCCUGAGCAGCCUGCAGGGCAGUGUGGUGGGCUCCACCAGCUCCCUGGCCGGGACAGGCCUGCAGAGCCACUCGGCCUCCCGACUCGUCUCUUUCAACGGCUCUCAGAGCGCUCCCUGCGGCCAGUUCACUCCCCUCAGCUCGGGCCUGGCUACCCCAUCCACUCCGAACCCAAGCCACUUACACAACAUCCGGGAGCAGAUGGCGGUCGCCCUGCGGAGGUUGCGGGAGCUGGAGGACCAGGUGAAGAUAGUCCCUGUUCUCCAGGUGAAGAUCUCUGUCCUCCAGGAAGAGAAGAGGCAGCUCAGCGUCCAGCUGAAGAGUCAGAAGUUCCUCGGCCACACCAUGGGCUUUGGGCCACAGAAACCAGACAGUGGCCCUGGCAAGCUCAAAGAGGAACUGUACAUUGACCUGCCUGAAGAAGGUGGUCACCAGAGCAAAGCUAAGCUGCCCCUCUCUCCUACGUUCCAAAAGCCACCACAGGAUAACGUCGGGACUCUUGAACGGGACACUCCGAAGCACAGCAAAGACACCAGGCCAGGCCUGGAAGAGAGCUCGAGGGGCGAAGUGACCAAUGGAAAUGUGGCCGAGGUCAGGAGCGUGGGUGUUUGGGUGCGAGAGAAGGAUCUGGGAAUCUCCCCUUCGUCCUUACAGCUGGAGGCGGAGCAUUACCGUCAUGUGACUGAGCUGCUGACCAAGAAGGUUGCCAUGUUGGAGAAGCGACUGCGGGAAGCCGCCAGAGAACUGGAGACCGCUCACCAGAGCGUUGGCGGCCAGGAGAAGGAGACGGCGGAGAAGGGGCUACAGGUGGAUGUCGGCGUGACAGCUGGCACGCGAGGACUCGACUUGAGUCGGCCAAAACAACCGCCGGAUCAAGUCAGGACCUGGACAGCUGCCUCCGAGGCAGGACCCCGGUCUCCCCAACCACUUGAAGGCAAAGUCGGCAAGAGGGGAGAUAUUGUUUCGCCUGGCAGCUGGAAGGAGCGGUUCAUUGAGCUGGCACCGCAGAGGUCAGUGGGCAUACAGGUCAGCCAUUUUGGAUACCCUCCUAGCAAGCAGGCCAGCAAGGAUCCAGUUCAGGACAGGAACCAGCCAGGACUCACCCAGCCGCAGGGGGCCACAAAGGAGAUGCAGUAUUCCGCAACCCAGGCAGUGCCCAACAGUAGCCAACCCGCCCUCAGCCAGACCUCGGUGGCCCCAAACAAACCAGGCAGUGGCAAGCGGGGCAGUGGGGAGGGGACUGAGCAGAGAGUGGGUCCCACCUCUGACCCGCCCUUUAAGGAGGUCACAGGCAAGGUGGUGACCUGCACGAUUGUCACAACCCUGGCAGCCACGUGUGAGGAAGUGAACUCCGUGAUGACCACUGCCAGGAGUGCGAAGCAGGUGAAGACGGGUCCGAGCGGGGCACAACUCCGGGAAGCUGUCGAACAGCUCACUCAAGUUUCUCGAGAUGAGCACAAAGCAGAUCCUGCUGCUCCACCCAGGCGGCCACUAGAUGUCACUGAGGAGCCUCGGUAUAUUUUAUCCUCCAAUGUUUGUCACUCUGUGGAAUUACCCCUCACACAGCUUCCCAGUUCAAAGCCAGCAGAAGUGAGCAACCUGGCACUGGUGAGGCAGGAAGAUGCUGCCCUGUCUGAGGAUGAUUCAACAAGGCCAGGUUCUCCACAGGGAGCACAACUAAAAUCCAUCAUGAAAAAGAAGGAGAGAGGAGCCAGUCCUGAAAGCCCUCUGACAAAGAAGAGCCUUCAGUUUAUUGGGGUGAACGGAGGAUAUGAGUCAACAUCUUCGGAAGAAUCCAGUACGGAGAGUUCCUCGAGUGAGUCAGAUGACGGGAGCACGGAAAGCGAUUACCAUGAGGCCAGCGAGAGACUCCCAGGAGAGCAGGCAGAAAAAGCAGAGAGCAAAAGCACUCCUGCUGGAACUGUGCAGGAAACAGAGAGUGUGCAGACUCCUGCUGGAACUGUGCAGGAAACUGAAGUUAAGCAGACACUAUUGGAGCCAGUGGAAGAGACUCGGAGCAAGAGGACUCCUGCAGAGGUUGUGCAGAUAGUAGCAGAGAGUGUGCAGGAGGCGCUGACGAAGGGUACUCCAGCUGAGAGUCCCCAGGAAGGUGGGAAUGUGCUGACUCCACCACAGCACACAACAAGCUUAGAAAGGGAGGAGAAGGUGCAGUAUGGAGGGAGCAAGGAGUAUGUGAAGGAGAUGGAGCAGACAAUGGAAGGGAAACCAGAGGCACCAGUCAAGGAAGGAGAGGACAACCCAGCAAAGGUUCCUCAUCCUGAAACAGUGAGUCUGAAGCAGGAAGCAAACACCAGCACGUUUGAGCUGACUGAGGGUUUGGUGUCGGCCUGCGUGACUCUGCAGAAACAUCUGAACGAUCCUGACAGGUUCACAAACAAAGAUGUGAGAGUGAGCUAUCUCACGGUUCAGCAGGAGUGGCUCUUGGUGUCAAGUCCGAAGACAGCGGAACCUGAGGUGGUGCGUCGGUACCUAGCUGUGUUUAAGGCAAUGUCACCGAAUUUACUGGAGCUGAUAGUCAACAUGGCUGACAGCAAUGGGAACACAGCUCUUCACUACACAGUCUCUCAUUCCAACUUCCCCAUUGUCAGGUUGCUGCUGGACACAGGCGCCUGUAGUUUGGAUAAGCAGAAUAAGGCUGGUUACACAGCCAUCAUGCUGGCCUCACUCGCUGCCCUCCAGUCGGAGCACGACAUGCAGACCGUGACACAGCUCUUCCGUCUCGGCAACGUCAAUGCCAAGGCCAGCCAGGCGGGUCAGACGGCCCUGAUGUUGGCAGUCAGCCAUGGCCGGGUGGAAAUGGUGAAGGCCCUGUUGGCUUGUGGGGCGGACGUCAGUAUCCAGGACGAUGACGGGUCAACAGCGUUGAUGUGCGCCUGUGAGCACGGCCACGCGGAGAUCGUCAGGCUCCUAUUGGAGAUGCCAGGCUGCAACGUGACUCUGGCAGAUAACGAUGGCAGCACUGCCCUCUCCAUCGCAGCAGAAACUGGACAAAAGGAGAUUUCUGCCCUUCUCUACAACCACCUGAAUCAAAGCAAGGAUCCGAGCCAUUCCCCGGUUCUACCUGCCCACUCACAGAUCCUGGAUCACCCCUCGUCAUCUAAAACCCAGCAGUAGGCCUGAAUGCCACUCUCCAUUGGCUCCUUGUGCUGCCCUGUACGGAUGUUCAACAACUGGGCCUUGAACUGAGGGCAUCUCAGCCCAAUACUGGCAUAGUCAGGGGGUACCUCAUUCUGCCUGAUAUACAGGGCCCCAAUUACCUUCGACACUGACGGAGCCUGUCACCAUGGGAGUGAACUUUCAGAGGGUUGGACAUUGAAGGACGAGGUCUGAGGGAAUGGACAGCAAAGUCCUCAGCCUCCUGCGGUGAUAAACUUGCUGCUUUGAUCUGCACAACUAUCACAAUGCCUCCAUCAGCUUUUUAUAUCAAGAAAAUGUACAGAUGUUGUAAAGGACAGUCAGCCUAUUGUGGCUUCAGUUUGAUACUGAUCAUCACUGGCUCCCCCCCUUUCUCUUUAGCUUGGUUGGCACCUCACCAAGAAGGGCUUAUGCCCGAAACGUCGAUUCUCCUGUUCCUUGGAUGCUGCCUGACCUGCUGCGCUUUUCCAGCAACACAUUUUCAGCUCUGAUCUCCAGCAUCUGCAGUCCUCACUUUCACCUCACCAAGAUUCCCAACCAAGUAUUGUAUCCAACUCAAGGAGCUUCCCCCUCCAUUCAUAUACACAGGCACAUAUAUACCCACACAGGCACAUCCAUACACACACAGACACAUCAAUACACAGACAGGCACAUC
This is a messenger RNA of Chiloscyllium plagiosum (whitespotted bambooshark), 4822 nucleotides long. NCBI's taxonomy places the organism in Eukaryota, Metazoa, Chordata, Chondrichthyes, Orectolobiformes, Hemiscylliidae. The record is from RefSeq and is a predicted model, not a curated record.